Messenger RNA from Anguilla anguilla (European eel), 1997 nucleotides. RefSeq names its product tumor susceptibility gene 101 protein-like. Lineage: Eukaryota; Metazoa; Chordata; Actinopteri; Anguilliformes; Anguillidae. Gene Ontology annotation, cellular component: ESCRT I complex. The coding region runs from base 719 to 1678 and encodes 319 amino acids. The transcript has 7 exons. The record is from RefSeq and is a predicted model, not a curated record. Gene Ontology annotation, biological process: protein modification process; protein transport; endosome to lysosome transport. Gene Ontology annotation, molecular function: ubiquitin binding.
UGUAAGUUAAUGUGCAGUGAGAAGACAUAUUCUUUGUGGACCUGGAGCAUUUGUGAUGAUGUAAUCAGGAAGAAGAGGAUGAAGAAGAAAAAGAAGGUGGAGGAGGAGGAUAAGGAAAAAAACGCUAAAUCUCAGUUUGCGGCUUUAUUGUGUGGACAUUUCUUUCAGAAUUUAUUUCAGAAUUCUGUCUGUUGACAUGAGGUCAGAAGGUACAGAAUUUUUUUUAAAGUGCCAAACUGUCAGUGCUGUGUAGGAAUGGGGCAUCGGGUAAAUUGAUGGGAUGGCAUACGUGCCAUCCCAAUAAAUAGAUGAAUCUUGCCUUGAAGAUGCCUUCUGAUAUUCACCCCUAGAUUCAGCCACAUUCUGUCAGUUUAAGGGCGUGUGCAGUUCAGUCAAACCAGGAUUAAGUUGUUUUGUAUGAAAAGAAGACUUUAAUUAAAGCUCCUGAAGACUGAAGAAACAUGAAGGGGCGUGGCCGGAAAUUGUGGUUCCAGUCAGGAUGGAUCUUUAAAAGAGCAAGUGAACAAAUCAACUUAUAUUUUGCAAAGAACUUCCAAAAAAACGCAUUUGGUUUAAACACACACUAAAAACAUAAAUUAACAGACAUUGUAUUUUAUUAUAACACCAUUGGACGUGUUUACUUUCACUUUUAACUGGACAUGAGGAGAGGCAGGAAUUCCCCGCUCUUGUUCCUCAAAACCCAUCUCUUGAAACUCAAAUGGCCACUGUCACCGUAAAAACGCUGAAGAAAAUGCUUUCCGCGAAAUACAAGCACGUCAGUUUGGCUGCUCACGAUAUCAUCACCGUGGUCUCCAUGUACAAGGAUCUGAAACCUGUGAUGGAUACUUACGUUUUCAAUGACGGUUCCUUCAGAGACUUGAUGAGUCUACGAGGAACCGUGCCGGUGAAUUACAGAGGAAAUGUGUACAACAUCCCAGUGUGCCUCUGGCUCAUGGACACCUACCCCUACAACCCCCCCAUCUGCUUUGUGAAGCCCACCAGUGCCAUGAUGAUCAAGAGUGGCAAACACAUCGAUGCCAACGGCAAGAUGUACCUGCCCUACCUGCACGAGUGGAAGCAUCCCCAGUCGGACCUGUACGGACUAAUCCAGGUGAUGAUCGUGGUGUUUGGGGAGGAGCCUCCAGUGUUUUCCCGCCCCACAACACCGAGGAUCUUGCUGACUCCUGAACACCCCAGCCUUGUAGGUCAAAGUCCAGCCCCUGAACACCUAAACCCGAUGGCUGACUCUGGUAUCAGUACCACAGGGAAUGGGGACACUGUGAAACCAACUCUGAGCACCAGUGACCAAACUGAAUUGGCCUCAGAUGAUUGCAAACCCUCCCUCACCCUCUCAGCUGCAGAAAGCAGCAAACCGUCCUGCAGACUCUCAGCCCCUGAAACCCAUCCAGCAACUGCAUCAGCCCCUGAAACCCAUCCAGCAGCUGCAUCGGCCCCUGAAACCCAUCCAGCAGCUGUAUCGGCCCCUGAGAUGCUGCCCCCUGCCCUGGCUUCUCUCUGCUUGUCUGGCACCACCAUGCCUGCCUCAGAGGAGUCUGUGCUGCAGAGACAGAAGCUCCAGCUGGAGAUAGAGGUGCUGCAGCGGCAGAAACAGGUUCUGGAGAUACAGGAGGAGUACUACUCCAUUAAACUAAGACGCCUGCUUGGAGACAAUGCAUAGUAGAGUAACAGGCUGCAUGCAAAAUGACAGUUUUAGCAUUUGUACAUAACGCGUGCUAAACCAUCCCAGUCGCUUAUGACUUACUUGUAAAUUAUUGCCACAAACUCACCACUUUCUUGUCAAAAUUGUCUUUAAUAAAGUAAGUCCUUUAUAUUAAUACUUUAUAUACUUUAUAUUAUCUGUGUGACUCUGUGUGUUAGUGAGGGUGAGCCUUAUCUAUUCGGACCUUACAUUAAUGCCAAAGUUGGAUUACUCAUGUCCAUGUUCUGCAUGCCUGUCAAAUAGGUUUAAAAGAAAAAAUGAAACACAGAUGAGUGCA